Neomonachus schauinslandi (Hawaiian monk seal) is the source of this 1734-nucleotide messenger RNA. RefSeq names its product YJU2 splicing factor homolog B (gene YJU2B). The record is from RefSeq and is a predicted model, not a curated record. The transcript is spliced from 11 exons. Gene Ontology annotation, biological process: mRNA splicing, via spliceosome. Bases 294 to 1484 code for a protein of 396 amino acids. Gene Ontology annotation, cellular component: U2-type spliceosomal complex; post-mRNA release spliceosomal complex. Lineage: Eukaryota; Metazoa; Chordata; Mammalia; Carnivora; Phocidae.
CACGGCGUGACGUCAGGAGGAGGGCAGGGCAAACAGACUGGGGGAGUCAAGAGCAGAGCCAGAAGACCGGGGAGGAGGCAGCUGCGCUGGUCCAGACAAACACCACUCUUUGGAGGAUCGUCUAAGCUGCCGACAUCACACACAGCCCACAGCAUCUUCUCCGGGAAGCCGUGGCCCCUCCACCAGACUCCCCAGGAGGGCAGGACUGGGCAGGGGGUUGACACUGCACAAUCCGUGUCUCAUCUUUUCAGAUCAGCCGUGUUGAGGGCGAGGACCAGUAGGCAGCUGCCAAGAUGGGUGAAAGGAAAGGUGUAAACAAGUACUACCCUCCAGAUUUCAAUCCUGAAAAGCAUGGCUCCCUGAACCAGUACCACAGCAGCCACCCGCUGCGGGAGCGGGCUCGGAAGCUGUCCCAGGGCAUCCUCAUCAUCAGGUUUGAGAUGCCCUAUAACAUCUGGUGUGAUGGCUGCAAGAACCACAUCGGCAUGGGUGUUCGCUACAAUGCAGAAAAGAAGAAGGUUGGCAAUUACUACACAACCCCAAUCUACAGGUUCCGGAUGAAAUGUCACCUCUGUGUCAACUACAUCGAGAUGCAGACGGACCCGGCCAACUGCGACUACGUGAUUGUGAGCGGCGCCCAGCGCAAGGAGGAGCGCUGGGACAUGGUGGACAAUGAGCAGGUGCUGACGACAGAGCACGAGAAGAAGCAGAAGCUGGAGACGGAUGCCAUGUUCCGCCUGGAGCACGGCGAGGCUGACCGGAGCACACUCAAGAAGGCCCUCCCCACCCUGAGCCACAUCCAGGAGGCCCAGAGCGCCUGGAAGGAUGACUUCGCGCUCAACAGCAUGCUGCGGAAGAGGUUCCGGGAAAAGAAAAAAGCCAUGCAGGAAGAAGAAGAGAGGGACCAGGCGCUGCAGGCUAAGGCGAGCCUGGCCAUCCCACUGGUGCCCGAGACAGAGGACGACCGCAGGCUGGCCGCCCUGCUCAAGUUCCACACCCUGGACUCCUACGAGGACAAGCAGAAACUCAAGCGGACAGAGAUCAUCAGCCGCUCCUGGUUCCCCUCCACCCCGGGACCCGCCACCAGCAGCAAAGCCGGCAGCGUCCUGAAGAAGCUGGCCCAGAACCGCAGAUCAGCACUCGUCUGCUCUCCCAUCACUGUAGGAGACCUGGGCAUCGUGCGACGGCGGUCCCGGGAGGUCUCAGAGAGCCCCCAGCACGCAGCGGAGACCCCCAAGCCUGGGGAAACAUGGGUGCCAGAGGGGAACACCCAGGACCGGCCCACAUGCCCCCGAGACUGCUCUCCAGAGACAGCCGAGACCCCCAAGAGCAGGGGGCCUCGGGGGCAGGAAGGGAAGUGUCAGGACAGGCCCCAGUCCCCACCAGGCUCCUCUCAGGAGGCAGCCACCCCCCAGGACGCGCCACACCCGUGCACCCUCAGCUCCUCUCUUGUGGCUGAUUACUCCGACUCCGAGAGCGAGUGAGCAGUUCUGGGGACCGCACCUGCUCCAGAGGCUGCGACGGGCCCAGGAGGCCCCUCAGACUGUAGCCCUGCUUGCCCACCAGCCCUUGGAGAGCUCAGACGCUGCCCCUCCCCAGACCUCGCCUUCCCGCAGCAGGGAAGAUAUUUAUUUGGUCCUGGAGAGGGUGUUUGUGCCUUGUGGGACAACAUCCCAACAUUAAAGCGCUGCUUCUUUGUCCCUGCCUCAAGUUGCUAGAUGAGCCCAGGGGCUG